Molecule: messenger RNA, 2533 nt
Organism: Salvelinus namaycush (lake trout)
Lineage: Eukaryota; Metazoa; Chordata; Actinopteri; Salmoniformes; Salmonidae
Product: nuclear body protein SP140-like protein
Exons: 16
Coding region: 294-2183 (629 amino acids)
Biological process (GO): humoral immune response; regulation of transcription by RNA polymerase II
Cellular component (GO): cytoplasm; nucleus
Molecular function (GO): protein binding; DNA-binding transcription factor activity, RNA polymerase II-specific; translation regulator activity
Source: RefSeq, a predicted model, not a curated record
CCUAUGGCGGCCGGGACCAGCCGGUCACAUGAGCACUCUUACUUUCCAAACGUCAUUUGAUGUGGGUUUCAGUGCAGGCGGGAGAUCUAUUUUAUUUUCGAAAAUAACAAUAGCAACGUUGUAGGCCUACAACUGAAAACCUUUUGAUUACGUCCAUCGUCCAAACUGGAAUGUUGGCUAUUUUCGUCUCGAUUGCUUUUGCGCGUCUAUCGUCUGAACGAAGCAUUAGACCCUGGGCCUGGAUUGAAAUAAAACUGAAUUGAAGAGGUGAACUACAGUUGCGAUCGGCGCCAAUGGAUCCGCUGGCCUUUCUUACAGAUAAGCAGUUACUGCAGUUUUUACGCUGUAGUAGGACAGAGAUGUCGUGCAUGCUGCAACCACACACUUUUCUUAACCAGCUCCGUGACCACCUCCUCAUUCCGGAGAACAUGUACAAGAAGCUGAUUUUGAUUCGGAGUAAGGAGCUGAGGGAGAAGGGUGUGUACCAGGUGUUGGACUGGGUGGAGGCAAAGAGGCCCGACAGCAUCAAGGUGUUCUGGAACUGUGUGUUCAGGGAUCACCUCCUGCAGCAGUACCCCACGUUACGCCUGCUACGAAACCGCCUGCUGGACGGGUCAUUCACAUUCUAUGAGAAACUGCCAGAGAAGGUGGAGAAGGAAGAGGAGGAGGAUACGAAGAAGAAGGCCUCAGCGGAAGGAGAAGAGGAGGCGGAGGAGAAGACGGGAAGGAAAAAGAGGAAACCGAAAAAGAGAAGUGCGAGUGCGGAGGAGGAGCAGCCCAGCACAUCCACCCAGUCCACCCCCAGUCAGAAGAGGAAAGUCCAGAGGCUCAAAUACUGUUCUCCUUUCAGGAAGGGGGAGAAAGCAGACAUCUGGACCUGGCCCAUCUACAAGAGCCAGCUCCCAGUCACCUGUGGGGACAAAGAAGGCAUGCUCAACAGGGACAAGCUGGCCAAAGGGGAGAGGUGCAUUGUGGUCCAGGGUCGCUGGUUCACCCCAAGUGGCUUUGAGGAGUUUGGGGGGAAGAAGAGCCAUAAGAACUGGAAGUACAGUAUCCGCUGUAGAGACACCACUCUGAGAGAACUGAUCCAGGAAGGCCAUUUAACUUCACCAGACUUUAAAAGAAGAAAGAGUGCACAGGCCACCAAGAGAGCACUGUUUCCCUCCAACCAAUCAGCGGGCUCAAUCACAGAAUCUGAGGAGGAUGAUGGUGAGGAGGAAGAGGAGGAAGAAGAAGAAAGGCAGAAAAGAGAGGAAGGAGAGAGAGGAGAGCAGGCAAAUACUGCUGGAGGAGAGAGCAGUACAGGAGUCAGCCAUGGUGUUGUGAAAAAGUGUGUCUUCAAAGUCACCUGUGGAGCCAUCAAUGGAAUGCUACAUAAGGAUCGGUUUGCAUCAGGGUCGUGUGGAAAGAGCAUCCGUACCGAGCUGUGCUGGAUGACCCCGGUGAAGUUUGUGACGGAGGGGUCAGCUCUGGAAGAUCCCUCCUGGAAGAAAGACAUCCAGUGUGACGGGAAACCACUCAGCGUCCUCAUCGAGAGUAAGUUCUUGCACAUCCACUCUCUCCUGUGUAAGUGCAAGCUGUGCUGCUCCACGGUCAAAGACCGGCAUGAUGAAGACAACGAUGACGACUGCUUCAUCUGUAGAAGCCAGGGCAGCGUGAUAUGCUGUGAUAAGUGUCCUCGCUCCUUCCAUCAAAGAUGUCAUCUUCCUAAUGUGGAUGAUGCUAUCCUGGGGGAUAAUCGUACGUGGAUGUGUACAUUCUGUGUUCUGGGGGCCAGUCAGUUGUGGCGCUACCCCAAACAAAUUACCUACCAGGAAGCCUUGACCUGCCGAAUCUCUGACCACCUACUGGAAUGCCAGUACCUCCUGCUGUGUCUGUACAAAGCGGACGAGGACAACAUCUUUGUGACAGAUCCUUGCAUCAAUGUGAGAAACUACACCAGUGUGAUAAAGACUCCGGUGUGGCUGGACAGGGUUGUGGAGAAGCUGCAGCAGAAUCUCUACAAAACAGUGCAAUACUUUGUGUCUGACGUGUUGCUUAUCUUCACCAACUGUGCCACAUUUAACAGGGAUAAUGCAGAGUUCCGUGAAAUGGGCGAAAGAUUGAAGGAUCUAUUUGAGAGAGAGUUCAAGAGUACAUUCAGCAUCCAACUUCAGCAUCCAGCUGCAUCCAACAGCCAGUAGAGCCUUCAUCAAGUCUGUACUGUUAUCUCACUAUGAGACAACGGGGAAUAUUCACCAUGCCCUGGUCUUUCUAUACAGCCUUCAUACAGACUUGUACACCAAGUUGUACAGAUCUUAUUUUCCAUGCAUGUACAUUAUUUUCCAUCUAGUCCUUUCAUUAAUUUCUUUCAUUCGUUCUACCAGUUAAAAAUGGCCGUGUGAUAAUAAUUGAAAUAGAAGAAUGGUGAUAACAUUGCAUUUCAUACAGCAAAUGUUGCUUUGCUAACUUUCCAGGCCUCUUACUUCUGGUUAAGCCAUACUAGAUUUAUGUCCAGGGAUUCUGUCAAAAAUAAACUAAUGAAUUUACAAAA